Schistosoma haematobium is the source of this 19103-nucleotide messenger RNA. RefSeq names its product Voltage-dependent calcium channel subunit alpha-2/delta-1, variant 6 (gene CACNA2D1). Gene Ontology annotation, cellular component: voltage-gated calcium channel complex. Gene Ontology annotation, molecular function: voltage-gated calcium channel activity. Lineage: Eukaryota; Metazoa; Platyhelminthes; Trematoda; Strigeidida; Schistosomatidae. The transcript has 15 exons. The coding region runs from base 5019 to 6995 and encodes 658 amino acids. The record is from RefSeq and is a predicted model, not a curated record.
CGGACAUUGAGUGUUCAUGGAAGCCCUUCGUGAAAAAAUGUAAUAACACUAAUCAAAUUACCUCCUUCAUCUAAUCCGCUGUGACGAACCGCUAGAUCUUCUACGGCCAUUUUUCCAACAUACAAAUUUCAUAUACGAGUUCUGAUCUCUGCCCAAAUGAGAAUCUCUCACAACAUAAUGACUACGUAGAUCUUUCAAAAGUUCUGAUAGCGGACUUUAACACUUCAACUGAUUGGAACGCUACGAGAAACAAUGUAGUCAAAAAUACGUUCUUCGUUUCUGUGACAACGUGAGAAACAAUAGCGCUUGUACAUGGCACGUUACUCUCCUCCAUAAUGAUGAUUAAAAAGUACUUUGUCGACAAGUAAUGACAUUUUACAACAAUUUCAAGACAUAACUAACCAAAAUGGGUUUUGUGGAGAGUUUUAGAAAUUUCACAGGUUGAAAUCAUGGAUGCCGGCUCAGUGGUCUAGUGGUUAAGUGCUCGCGCGCGAAGCCAUUAGGUCCUGGGUUCGAGCCCCGCGUGGUGCGGGAUCGUGGGUGCGCACUGCUGAGGAGUCCCAUACUAGGACGAAACGGCCGUCCAGUGCUUCCAGGUUUUCAAUGGUGGUCUAGCUUCAACUGACUCAAGAUUUCAACCUGUGACAUAACUAACCAGUUAGGACGAAUUUAAAACUAGCCAUUUAAUUGGACGAAACGGGAUGAUAAAUUUUGGAAAUAGGAUGAAAAAACGUUUUUAAAGGGGUGAGAAAAAUAUAUUUCUUAAUGAUAUUCUUUCAUGUCAACAUGUAGUAUUGGUCCAUAAAUGGAUCCCAAAAGUUACCAUCAUGCUUAUCGAGAAAUAAUUUUAUGAAGAAAAAAUAUCAUGCUACUUUGAUCAGACGAUGGUCCAGGUUAAGUCAACCUAAACAGAGACAUACACAUUAGCGAAAUAUUGACGAUUUAAAAUGAAUCCACGAAAUUCCUAAUCGACGGUACUAGGAAAGAUCUGACAGAAACAACUAAGAGGAGUAUUUUAAAAACAAGUGAAGGACUUGGUUGAUGAUCCGACGUACAACUCACUGAUGCCAAAAGAAUCACAAUUGAUUUACUUAUAGGGCAUAGACAUUAAUCCUAUUAUCACUACCUUGGUAGAUUCACAGCUUUGACUAGUUUUACCUGAAGUUAUUUAUUUUGUUAUGUGGUCUUCGUCAAACUAAUUCUUAUUUUGCUAUUUUUACUUCACACCAAAAUUAUCACGUUGUUCAUCGGCUUUUUCGUGCACUUAGUUCUGUAAACUUACGUAAACUCAUCAAAUCCUGUUUAACUAUAAUGUGUAACCCAUCUUAUCAAUUUCUAACUAUAAACCAUCACUACCUUACUGCCCUAGGUCCUCUAUAUCUGUUUUCAAAUGAUCUGAAUCUUGUGCAAGUUCUUCACAACUUCCAUAAUUAUCACACGAUCGGUCCUGUUCUGUUUCUGGACUUCGUUUAAUCACAGCCUCACCCGCUUUCCUGUUUUUGAAUUCCAUAUUCAAAUGACUUCACAUCUGUUCAGUCACAGAUAUAUAUAUAUAUAUAUAUAUAUAUAUAUAUAUAUAUAUGGUGGUUGUUGAUAAAUUUUAUUUUUCCAGUUCCCUUCUAUCAUUAAUGUUAAUUGUUGCACAUUAUAUCAUACCUCAAUAUUACGCUCCAAUCUAUAUAUGGUCGUAAGCAGCUGACAAGAAACCAUGAAAUGUAAUGGAUUCGUACUAUUCUGCCUCGAUUGCUAUUAUGCUCUUAUUCAAAUUUCUGAAUGGAGGCAGCUGGAUGAAAUCCAUGAGGAUGCACCUCCCGGUUUUCGUUUUCGAGUCACUCAAUCAUUCAAUGAUAGUCGGCUGCAGAAUAUAGAGAGAAAUAAUUUGAGUGUUCAUGGAUGCGCACUUUAUGAGAGUCAUAUUGUAGGACGAAACGGCCGUCCAGUGAUCCCUGGUUUUAUAACAUUGUUCGAUUCAUGAUCUCAAUGAAAACUCAAUCUUCACAAACCUACGCUGAUAAUGCGAAUAAUGUUUUUAACGGUGCUUGAGUGAUGGUUGCUUCCCUCAUCAAAUCUUUAAAUCUGUACGUGAAUGUUAAAUACCGUCUUUAUCCAAAAAUCUACGACGUGGCACACAAUCCCUAAUGUAAUGCAUUUGGUAGUUUUUCUCUGAACAGGAUCCUUUGGCAUUGUUAAAAUUGUUAUGGAUUUAAAUACUGUAUGUCAAAUCAAACUCAUGAAUUUAAUUCAAAAUGUUCAGUUGAAAAUCAGUCGAAAAUUUUUGAAGAAAUUAAUCAAAACACUUAUAAAAACAAAAACCUGACGUCUUUACUAUUAAUCUAGAUAGAUACUAACAGGAUUUAGGGAGUAAAGAACUAAGUCGAACUCGAAUAGAGGCACUUCCUCGGAUUAACAUUUCAUAUUGCUAAAUGUGCAACAGAUCCGACAACGAUAUGCAAUUUGUGUUUAUAUUUCAAUAGUUGUCAAAUCGUAAAGACUAAUAAAAUUAUAGUUGUAAACAGCUGAAUUUAAGUUAUUCUCAAUUGUUUAGGCUUUAUUCUAAUUCAGGUCUAUUUUUACAUAGUCUAGUAACUUUUGAAUCAUUAUAUACAAAAUUUUUUUGUUUAAAAUGUCAUGAAAUGAAAGUAAAUUAACUUCACUUUUCCCUAAUUCCAUCUGUUUCUAAUUUGAGUGACUCGUUUUGCAUUUCUCUUUCCUAAAAACCUUCAUUCAUCUUUAGUACCCUUGGUUAGAUGAUAGUCCGUACUUAGACUUUCUUGAUGCUGAAUUCAAUGUUUAUGGAUCAAAAACACUGAUUAGAAAGAAGUUGAUCGAUAAUGCUAGAGGUUCUGAACAAAUUAUCGAUUUCAUCAAAGUUUCAGAUAAUGUGCAUACUUAUGUUAAACCAAGGCUGUAUUCAUUUACAAAACUACCUAAUACAGAUUUUGGGUAAGGAAUGCUUCUUUUCCACUCUUCUUUUUAGUACGAUAGAUCAAUAAAUUUUCAGCGAUAUCAUACAAAUACUCUGUCUUUUUUUGUUUGCUAUGAAUAAUACAUUUCUGAAAAAACAUGUUUCAAUGGUUAAGAUCAUAAGUCAUUUGAAGCUAGACCAUGGGAAACCUGGAAGCACUGGACGGCCGUCUCGUUCUAUUGUGGGACUCCUAAGCAGUGCGCAUCCACGACCUCGCCUCCUGCGAGAUUCGAACAUAGGACCUACUAGUUUCGCGCGCGAGCACUUAGCCACUAGACCACUGAGCAGGCGUCCAACGGUGUCAAUGUCUAACUUCAACUAAUCCACGAAUUUGAGCUACACAUCCACCAUUGUCUUCAGUGGGCUACUAUCUCACAACAGACCUGGUUGAACUUAACUGGUCACUACUUCUCACUAGAACUCCAGUAUAUACCUCUUGAAGCCAGUCACUAGUGAGCAUAUGUUGAUUAAUAUCAGAUGGGUUUUGUGGAUAUCAUAGUAAUUUCAAUGGUUAGGAUCAUGAGUCACAAAAUGUUUAAAGGGUAUAUUUUUACAAAGCAGCUUCACAAUUGAUAGUCUUUAAGAAUUGUGUUUAUGUCUCCAUUCUCAAAUUUUACUACUGGGCAGACAAAUAUAAUGUGUGACCUGUAACAUAUGUGUUUCAGUUAAAGUUAUCAAGUUACAUGAAAACAGGGACUUAAAUCAUUAACAGAAAUAUCAAAGUAGUGUAGUGAUAAACAUUAUCAGUAGUAGUAAUAUUAGUAGUUUUUAUAUGUAUGGUUCUAGACGUAGAUAUUUUUGUAUAGAAUAAAGAGUUUUAGUUGUCAUUAAAACUAUGGGUUCACGGGAUGCUAGAGAAUGAUCACGUUUUCUCAAUUGUUAUCGAUUCUUAACUUGUCGAUCGACUCCUAACGUUCUGUUCGAGUGAGUUAUUUAAAAUUGAUAGGUCACUGAUUAUUGAACAGUCUCAUUCUUUUUAGUCCUUUAAUUUUAUUCCGAUCUAUCGAUAACGUCUAACCAUAAUGUAGUAUAUACUACAUAUGUUGGCAGGUAUAAAUAGUAUGCAACACUAGUGGAAAGUGGAAUGCAUGCCUGCAGAAGAUUACGAAGAUCCAGUUGAAGAAAACAGAAGAGGAAACAGAAAUUAAUAAUAAAAAACGGAAUCAAAAUACUCAUGGAGCAUGUAAAGGAAAACCAAUAAAAGAUGUACAAAUUAUGUAUUCAGUGUAUAGUUUUCAGAUUUUAAGAAAGUACAAAGUCAUUGUUCACCAUAUUAAUCUUCAAAGACUAGCUUUUAAGAGUUUAACGGUAUACGCAGAUGUUUGUUUGCAGUACAUUUUAUGACAUCCACUAGUACUGAUCAAACUGUUAAAGAUUAAUCUGAAUGUAGUUUUAUGGCUAAUUAAUGCUAACCGAACUUCAAACGAUAAUCAACAAUUAAUGACAGUUUCUUAAAAUAUAAGCAUUUCAAUACUAAAGUUAAAAUGUUGCAUGUUCAGUUUUAGGCCUGAUGAUUCUAUGUUGGAUGUUUAACCGAUUUACGCGUUUGCACUGCUGAGGAGCCCCAAACCAGUGAGAAACAUAUGUCCAGUGCUUCCUCUAAUAAUAUCAAUCUUGGGAGAAUAUUUCUUUGUAUUAAUUCAGUCAUUUCAUUUUACCUAAUUAUAUAUAUUUUUAGAUUCAUCAGUAGCACAAAUUCACAGUUUCACCUACAGUUUGUCACUUUACUGCGUUAAGCUUCAGUACGUUACUUGAAGUCCUUCUAUAUGAUGUUCAGAUUGAGUGUUAACCUGUCAAGAUUUCUUGACAUUUGAAAAAAAGCGUAGAUAGGAAAAUGAAGACAGUACGACACAGAUAAUCGUCCACUAUCCAACUACUCCUAAAACAUAAUUCGAAUUGUGAAAAAAACAAGUAAUCAUAACCAUUUUUGUACCUACUGUGCCAAUUUGAUGAUAAAGUUAUUUUCUCAGUGAAAGUUUUUAUCAGACGGCAAUUUUUCUCCGUAAAUUGAAUCAACGUCUUUAUUAUUUCUUUUUCCAGAGUUGCGUUUGUUAUGCCCACUGAUCAACAGUUGUUUCUGAGUAUUCCAAAACCAAUAAAAUCUAAAAUUACUACAGAUGGUUCAGGGAAUUACAUGAUUGACGAUGUUCUCAUCGAAAAUUUAAUAAAGAAAGCGAAAAUUAUUUUACCAUGGAAGGUAUUAGAUGUGUACAUGAAAAUAAAUUACCAUGUGUUUAAUUUGGAAACAGCUAAUGAACACAUGAUACUUCAUAAAGAUGAAGAUGAUCAAGUGAACGUGGAGACAACAUUAGUGGACGAGGAGGAGGGAGAAUAUAAAAUAAUAAAUAGAGGAGAAACUGUAAUGGAAGACAAAGAGGAACAACAACGAUUCAAUGCGUCAAUAUCAUUAAAUGAUGAGUUUAUUUCGAUGGAAAAUGAACUUCUCUCAUUACAAUUAAAUGAUUCAUUUUGUGUAAAUAAUACAAAUUGUUUAUCACAGAAACCAUUUCAGAGAAAACUUAUCAUUCGAAGUACACUAUCGUCCAACAAUGUUAAUGAUGAAUCUGGAAAUAUUCCAGAUAUUAAAAAUUUUAAUGGUUCUUCUUCAAUAAUACUCACUGAUCAGACAAUAGAAACAACAAAAGCGCUACAAUCCAGCGAAUCAAUCACACCACUAUUAUCAUCCAGAUUUGAGACAUCAGUUGGUGUCAGUGAAAUCGGUAUAGAUGACAAUAAAUCAUUAAUACCGAUAGAAAAUACAAAAUCUGUGGACAACAAACCCAUAAUAAAUGAAGUAAAUAUAUCAGUGGGUUUUGAAAAUACUACUAUUGCUACCACUACUACUACUGUUACUACUUCAGCCACUUCAGUAUUAUUAACAAGUCCUGAUGGCAUAAUUAGUCAAACUACAUUAGACACGGUAAAAGAUGAAGUGAAUGUAAACAAUGAUGGUGUGGAAUCGGAUCAAAUAAUCUCUGAACAAAAUAAUGAAUUAAGAAAUUUCCUUGCAAAAAUACAGAGUAUCAAUUCUAAUCAAACGGAAUUAUUGUCACAAAUUCUACUGGAAAUUAUCAUUGCAGAGAGAGAUGUCACGGAAUCAGCUGAAUCAAUCAAACUUAAAAGUCCGAUACUUUCACGAACUAUAGCAUUAAAUACUGGUGUAAUAUGGACAAUACCAAUCAACACUAAUGAACAAUUUUAUAAUGAAUUAAAAUAUUGGCCAAAUUCACCUAUAUUUCAACGUGUAUACGAUUCACGUGAUUUGAUAUUUUGGGUACGGUUAAGAAUGAAUGAAGAUUCUGCUAAACCAAGAGGAAAUCCGGUCGUCACAGAAGACAAUAGUAAUUCUUUAUUACAAGGUAAUACUAAACAAAUAAAUGACAAUGAUACCAUUAAUAUUACUGCACAAACCAGUGAAAAUCAGUUACAGAUAACACCAACAACAACAAAGUCAACAAUAAAUAUUACCGAGGAAGAGCAAAAUGUGAAUCAGGUUGACGGUAGUAAAAAUAUUCACAACAGGGAUAAGGUGAUAGAUGAUCAUAAACAUUCACAUAUUGAAAUCGAUGAAUAUUUCGAUGAAUCAUUGCCAACAGUUAGUGAAGAUGAAUCUAUUGAAAAUGUGGAAUUAAUAAAUCAAACUAUGAUGAAUACUCAAGAUAAUACUGCAUUACCAGUGACUAUAUUUACAUCGAUUACAAUUACACAAGGACCGAAUGUCUAUAAAGCUGGAGUUAUGGGUAUAACUCUGGAACCAGAUUAUUUAUCUGAACAGUUAAAUAUGAUUCCAGAAUGUUCAGUUACACAAUCGAACAAAUUAUGUUAUUUAUUAGAAGAUGCAGCUAACAUAAUUGCUGUGAACAACAAAUUAUUAUAUUAUCAGUAUUUUUUCAGGCUUGAAAGUCCCAGAUUCGAUUCACUUCGGGUCCGUGGAUGGUCACUGUUGAGGAGUCCCGUUCUUGAACGAAACCAUUGCCUAAUGUUUUCUGGUUUUCGAUAUUUUUCUGACCAAAAUCAGUUUACGAUGUGAAAUUUCAAAUGUUUCUAGACAGUUAUAGGUCAAUUCCUUGGACAUAUUGAUCCAGAUCUAAUGAAUUCUUUAGUUCAGAAUCAUGUUUAUGGAGUUCUGAAGGAUUAUGAUUUCGAAGGUACAUGUUAUCCGAGAGAAGACAUGCUUGAGACGACUUCUCCUGGAAUACACCCAAUACCGUCUAUCCUUACGUACACACAAAGUUUGUUCAGUGUGCGUAUUUGGUUGGAUCGAUUAUUGACAAUCGGUUCAGUAAGUGCAUUUAUUACCAGAGCAUUUAUCGUGGGACUAAUUAGAGUAAUAGUUUCAGGUGAUCUAAACGAUUAUGUCGAUCCACAAAAUAAACCAUAUCAGUGCAUUAAAUUAAUGCAUCGUUAUUAUUCAUUAAAUAGUGAGCUAUAUGAUACAAUAAAUCCACCAUUCAAUGAUGGCUUUCACCAUAGAUUUCAAGGACUUAUAUCAUGUUCUCAACAACGCAAUCGUGAUUGGUCAGUACAAUCGAUUAACGGUACAAAUCUGUUGUUACUUAUCACAGAUCCAAUAUUUGCUGAGUGCGAAAAGAUAACACUCAUUAAACGUUUACGCCGUGAUCCUGUAAAAGGUUAGUUAUAAAAAAAGUAAGAAAACGAUUUUAAAAAUUUGCCUUAAUUAGAAAUUUGUGUUUGAGAGGAUAGAUAGACUGUAGCCAGAAUUGGUAUCUAGGAGGCGUGUUUUGCCCCAUUCGAGACUAGUCAAGUGGAUACACCUUCAUCCGAGUAUUUUUGUGUUCACAUUUGGACAUGAAUCAAUCACAUUUUGACUUUAAAAGUGUGUCUAUUUUUACCUUUUUGAUGCAAGUAUUUAACACCCACAUAGACAAAAUCGGGAAUUAUGUGUUUUAUUGACCUUUGGUACCCAAUGGAAAUGACGUCAGGUAUGUUAGGGAUUUGAUUUACGGCUUUUUAGUGCCCAAAUACCAUGGUAUCUUGUGAACUACUACACGUGAGUCCUAUCAUUGUCAACUGACCUUGGGGAGUAAUGGCUUAAUUAAAUGACUUGCCAGACGAACCCUGUUAGUCAUUACAUUACACAUUGAAAAUUAAGUGUACUGAUGGUCCAAGAAACAGCUUUCAUAAAUUGUCACUUUUUUAUUUUUCUCGCUACCUGACCACGUCUGUUCAUCAGUGAUCCUAUAAUGAUUGCUAUAUACAAAUAAUCUAGUUAUCCAUUAAAAACAAGACAAGUAUACAAUCUUUAUAUUAAAAAAUCCUUCAUUAUGAGCCUAGAUGACAUGGAUGUAGAUUAAUUCUGAAAAAAAACAAAGCGUUAAAAGCAUGAUUUAUGCAGCUAAUUAUCUAUAGAUUAACUUGAUAGAUAUCCUGGAAGAAACAACUGAAAAUUACAUUCCAAACUGGAAGAAGACUUAUCAUCUUAAGUUAUGUAUUACUAAAUAUGACAAAAAUUGACAGUUAUCCAUAGCAAGCAAUCGAUUGAGGGUUGAACAAGAUCAUGGAUUGAUUAAAUUGGAUAUUAACAUCGUCGGAUGCCGGCUUAGUGAUCUGAAAGUUGAGAGUUUUCACCCGAAACUAAAAGUCAUGGGUUCGAGUCCCGCGUGAAGGAUCGUGAACGCGCACUGAUUAUACUAGUACGAAAUAGAUGUCCAAUGCUUUCAAGUUUCAAUGGUGGUCUAACUUAGAUCGGCUCGUGAUUUCAACUGUGAAAAUUAAUUAACUAACUGGAACUCAGAUAAGAAUGAAGGAAGGAAUAGAAAUCUGUACUGAGUGAUGUGAAUCAAAACAUUGUUACGUAACUGGCUGUUGAACGUGUUAUCAUCAAAUAAUCAGAAGAAAAUUAAUCGUAAUAUGUUUUAGGAUACAUAAACUUUUUAUUAUUUUAGGAGACUAAUUUAUGGACGAGCCAAUCAGGAGCGUUUUAGAGAUUUCAAGGUCACGGCGCCAACUUUAGUGCUUAAUGCUAACGUACGAUCGUUUCACAUGAAAUUUUGUACAAAACGUGAUAAUUGAGCGGCUAUAACAAAUAAAACGACUAUAAUUUGUGGACGAAUCAAUCAGGUAUACGAUAACAGACCUCGGAUUUUGGCGCGAAAGCCUUUCAUCCAUUUGGCUAAAUAGAUUUCUGGCAUUAUAGCCAAUGCCAGUUCGUGAUGAAAACCCUAUAUAUAAUUUCUAACUAAGGCAAAUUAUUACAAUUAUUGCGAACUGGAUAAUAAAAGCACCAGUAACACUGGCUGCAGCCAGGUACUAUAAUAUAUACGGAUGAUCGGAAAGCGUACAAACUCCUACAUAUACUCGGUUAUGUGCAUUAUUGUUAUCCACAAGUGGCAUUUUGUGUACUCAACAACCGGAGUGCACACUAACAAUAUUGAAGCUAUGUGGUCGAGGCUGAAAGAGUUUUUGCGACCUUAUGUCAAUAAAUAUGUACUUUUUAAACGAUGGUUGUGGCAGUUUUCCAACCUUCAGCCCCAUAUAGUAGAACUUUCUUAGGGUUGACGUUAAAAUUUACAACUUUUGUAUUAGCUGACAGUUUUUCUUCAACUGUAGGUAUGGUUCCCUUGCUUUGGCGAACCAUGAAUUCAAAAACCCGUCAUAUUCUCCUUGCUUAUCAGUGAUGCUGUCUAUUUAUGGAAAGGUUUUUACCUCUUUCAGAGCUUCUCUAUCAGGUGUGAUUUGGUUGUUGCACGCUGUGUUGUAUCUUGGGGUCUUGCUUUUCUCAUGUGAAUGUUGAGGCCUGUUGUUGUAGAAGCCGCUGCUACAUCGUAUGUCUUCAUCUACAUUUGUUUCUGUGUGUAGGGUAGAACGACCGAGUCACUGGAUGAGUCCACGCAGCUAACUGCGUCCAAGAUAUCCACUAUGUUUUAUUCUACUUCUGAGUUGUGGGGGUUCAGUCAAAAGCUAGGAGAACAAAAAAUGAUGAGAGUAGAGAGCCUUGUCUGACAUAAAUCUUGGUACGGAACGCAUUUGUGAGCUGUUCUUUUUGGACGACUUUGAAAUUUAGUACAUCUCAGCAGUUUAGUACGAUGAUGACGAUCUUGUCAGGUAUCCCAUAACGUGAAAGAGGGUUCUUUGAAUUUCUUUUAGCCACACUGUCGAAUGACUUCUCAUAAACAGGGAAGUUGAUGUAAAACUAUGAGUUCCAUUGAAACGACUUCUCAACAAUGAUUCGAUGUGUCACGAUUUAUUCGGAACAUGAUCUAUAUUUGCGAAAUCCAACUUGUUGGUCUCGAAGUUGGGUGUCCUGUGAAUCAUUUAUUAAUUCGGAAACACUCUGUUGAGAACUUUUCCUGACACUGAGAGUAAUUUGAUGUCUCAUUUAUCACAUAAUCCUGAUUAUGUCAUUUUCCUACGUAAUUACUUAUUUUUAUCAUGAUUUAUAAUUAUAACUUCAUCAUCUCCCUAAGUUUAUGUUAACCAGUUUUCGACACGUAAAUAUGACCUCCAUAUUAGCCACUAUUGUUAAAUAUCGCAGUUCACGUAUUUCACCCCAUCUUUUAAUAUUCUCCUCUACUUCGGGUGCUCCCAUUACAACCUCACCUCAUCAUUCUUUCUUCUCGAAGCAUAUUACCUGUUCGUACCGUUCUUUACUACUACUGAUACUGCUACUAAUAAUAUUAUUAGUACUAUUAGUACUGAUAGUGGUGCAGACCACCAAUGUUGGUGGUCUAUUCGGGUUGAUUGGGAAUAACGUGACCUUCUGACUUACGUUGUGAAGUCACACCUCAAUAUUAAUACCCAACCUGGCUUGCUGUAUCUUGAUAACAAGAUGGAUCGGCUUUGCUAGUGACAAAUAUUAUAUAAUACUACUGCUAAAGCAGAAUGUAUUAGUAAUUACAGAUUGAAGAAAUACAGAUAAGGGUCAUUGCUGCAUGCACCUGUCCGUGGCGUGUAUUCGGUCGGUGUGGAUUGAUCAGGCUUGACCUCGGCGGUAUUCAAUACGCUGUUCAAUAUUCAGUGAUCUCUUGUCUAACAUAGAAACUGUUCAGUUAGGGCUCAGGGAAAUUUCGCUAACCCUUCAGUAGUUAAUAAUAAUAAUAAUAAUAAUAAUAAUAAUAAUAAUAAUCGUAACGAUGAUUUCCCUUAUUGAGACUACUGCCAUACAGUAAACUCCAUUCCAUGAUGACAUAUAUAUCUUCACUAUGUACUUUUAAAAAUCACCUCAGUCAAAUCAAUGUUGAUCUUCUUCCAGAUGUCGGUCCAGAUGUUUGUGAAACUUCCCGUGUUCCGCGCUAUCGUAGACAAUCACAAAAGUGGACUUUAGUUCCGAAUGAUGAGGAUAAUCCACUUCAUUGUUCCAGUACAGAUAGAUUACAGAUUUCAUUAUAUAUGAUCAUGAUUUUGAAUGUUUUUUCUUUCAUUGUAUUAUUAGUUAUUUAGUUUAUUGAUAUCAGAAACACUUCCUAAAUCGAAUGUACACGAUUACUGGGGUUGAGAUUUUGUAAAACGUUUUGUUCUACUUACUAUUAGUCAGUAGUACAACAAGAAGAGCAAAACAUAUCGGAUUGAUGGUCAUGGGUUUGUCUACAUAAUUGUGUGCCAUCAUAUUAUGCAAAACCAAUGUUAUUUAAAAUAAUAAUGAUAUAAUUUAUUCUAGAUUGUUAUUCCAUUAUAAUCUUGUGUUUUAUCUACGUAUCUUGAUCUGAUAGUUCCUCGAUAUACGUUACCAUUUAUUAACCGAGAUACAAGUAAUCCAUCUACUGAGUAAAUUUUUUCAUGCAUAUGUAAUGUUUUGGUAAUUCUGUAUUUUAUUAUCACAGUCAAAUAAACUCUAGACAAUUUAACAUGGGAAUUUGAAGCCGAAGUUCCUUUUUUUCCAAAUGUUUAGUUUAAGAUAGAAAAACUACUGAUCAAUAAGCUUAUCUUAUUGCACUGUAUUUCAGUUUCAUACAUAGUUUACUGAACACACACUGCAAUAGUAAUUGAAUUCUUAUUAUACAGAAUUUCUUUGUCAUAAAUUAGGGAUAGUUAUAAGAAUUGUGAGUUAUGUGAGAUCGGUUGCUAUUCGUGAAUAUGGUCACUUGAUGAUUACAUUACUGAUGUGAUGUUCAACAAGGAAGCGAUAUCAGAAAGCAGAAUAACUGGUUGACAAAAUAAAAGUUGUAUUAUACUUAUUUUAUAAUUAUAAUAUAAUUAUAAAGUAGAAUAUUUUAAAAAAAAGGACAGAAAUUCAUUUAAGACAUAGGUGCUUUUUGGAUUCACAUUUCAUAAGUCAUAAACCGACAUAUGAAAAUUAAAAUGUUACUAUCAAGUUGAUUGAUUAGCAACUAUAUUACCAGUCAUUUGAAUUAUCUGACUGAAAGUGAAAUGAAUGAGAAUAAGUCGACUGCGAUAGUUUAUCGAUGCAUAUAUUUCAGUCAAGUCAAAACAGUCUUAAAAUAAAGAUAGCGGAAGUAGGAUAAUAUAUUGCAAUCAAUGGGGGGAAAAUGAAUUACACUUCAUAUAAAAAAUGAAGAAUAGCGUUUAAAAUGUAAACAGCACGAAAAAAAGAUUUAGGUUAGAUAAAUGAAUCAUGACAAAUUAUCUAGUAGAAGAACAGAACUGAGUGAUGACAUCUGAUUAAAUCGAACAACAGGGAUGGACUGCAUUGCUAGCAAAUUCAGAGUUUGUAAAUUAAUCCAAUGCCACAUCGAGAAUAAAGCACAAACAGCAAGAAGAAAACCUCGAGAUAAAUAAAAAACUGACAGAUAAUUUGAGGCAUUCCAUCAUGUGAAUUUGACUUGCAUAGAGACUAUGAUACAUAUUUCGAUUUUCAUAUUAGAAUACAUAGGUAAAUAUGCAUUGAUAUGUGUAAUUAACAUGUGUUUCAUCUGUGCUUGAUUCACCUGCUAAACAAUCAAAUGGAAAAUAUUCAUCUGCCUCAUACGCAUUAGGAUACUCUUAACUUGAUUUGAAUUCGCUGCCUGUGCAAACUUCAUAUCUGGAUAAACUGGUUCUCUGACUGCUUUGGGAAAAUUUCCUAUUCCCUUUGAUCCUUUAUACCGCUCACUAGAACUCUACUUAUUAUACGUGUGUUGUGAGAAUAUCCAACAGCUGAUACAAUAACAUCAGAAAUGUGACUAUAAUUCGACUUAUUCGGAACAUAUAUGUCACUUUCAUUAGGAAUAUCACUGGAAAUAGAUCCAAUGUGAGGACAAAUGACAUUUGAUAUGACGUCAGGAUCUGAGUCUUCUGAAAUAAUUUCCUCAAAUUUAUUAGGAAUUUCACUAAAGAAUAAUGAAUCCUUGGAAAAAUCAGCAUCCAUCCAACCUGCAUCAGGUUUUUGAUCAUGAUUUGAUUGUCUCACAAGGAUUCUGGGUUUCAUUUAACUCUGGACUGCGGUGGUAUUAUCAUUUAUGAACGAGCGAAUCGAAAGCACUUGAGGGGUUCCAAGGUUACGGCGUCAAUUUCAUUGCCUGAUGGUCAAGUACGGUCGAUUUAAAGCGCAUUUUGAAGAAGACGUGAUAAUUGAACGGCUACAACAAAUGAGAUUUCUAGGAGGUUUAUUUAUUUGUGAUUGCGGUAAUCAACUGACUGUUGGACCUUGUACAGAUAACUGUGAUGAUGUGUUUCGAUGUUACUUAUGUUGUAGGAAGACUGCGGUGUUUGAAUGAAUUAAUGAUCCCUUUGUACUUGUUGCAUGCUUGAUUUCGAAUUCUAAGUACAGUACAUUCGUUCGUGCUUAUCUAGUACUUCUUGAUCCGACUACGUUAUUUCUGGGAUUCCUAGUUCAUACUAUAAUUCAAGUACUCCUGAAUAUUACAAAGACCUCUACUAGGAUGGGAACUUUUAGCGCUCGAUCGAAACUGAGACCAAUGCAAGUUUUUUUAAUUGUUGCGAACUGGAUAGUAUAAUAUAUAACUAGACGAAACAGUAGUAAGAAAACGGAAAUCCAAGAGAGGACGUAGCAUUAAGGAAGACUGUAAUAUUAGCACUUCCAUUAAUAUUCCUCACAGGCCCUUGGAAUAUAUGACAGGUCUUCUCAAAAGGAACACUUUCAACGGGUCAGAAACCGACAGGUAACGACGAUAAUAACAAUUAUACGGGAAUAUGUGCAGCCGGGUACUACGAUAUUUACGGAUGGUCAGAGAAUGUAUAAAUGCCUCCGUAGACUUGGUUAUGUGCAUCAUGUCGUUAUUAACAGGCGCCAUUUUAUGAACCCAACAACUGGAGUGUACACUAAAAAUAUUGAAACUAUGUGGUCGAGAUUGAAAGAGUUUUUGUGACCUUAUCAUGGCUCCAGAGGCCGACUAUUCUGUAGCCAUAUGGAUGAGUUCUUCUGCCGUAUGCAUUUCGAUUUUAGAACCUCCGAACCUUUUUUCUAACCUUCACAAGUUUUUGAACCACGUAUAAGAAGUGUAUCCACUUUCUUUCUUUGGUUUUGUAUAAUAUAUUAUUACUCUAUAUUGACUGUUAUCUGAUUGGCUAAUAUUUCACAAGGUGAUCCAUAAGCUAUAGUCUCGCGAAAUUCAGCAUCGCUUGCAGCAAAACGAAUAGUAUUAAUACAAACUGCCUGUAUUUGUCCAAACAUAACACAUUUAAAUCAUUACGAUACACACAUGAAUUGUAGUGUCAGUUAUUAUGGCAAGCCCAUAUACCUUUAUUCUAACUUCCGGACAUCCUAUUUUAUUCAUUUUACUUGAGCCAUAUUUUGACCUUGUCAAUUAUUCGCUUAUUAGCCUUGACUGUUUUCACAUGAGCGUAUAUGUGUGUACACUUCAUGUCCCAUGACUCAUUGUAUGUCUGUAGCUUAUUUUGUCUGCCUAUAAAUACUGAGUAACGCUUAAUUAAAAUGGAGUUGGCUUCACAGCCAUCCUCCCUGUGCGUCACUUUGCUUGGCUCUGUUUCAUUCACUUCAUAUACAAAAUAUAUGUAUUCAAAUGCCAUUCUCGUUAAUCGACUUAUUUAAUUCCGUUAUGGACUAACGCGAUCUAAGUCGACGAUGAUAUACGAAAAUAGGUGAUAACAAUCAUUCGUACAAUCUAAAUAGGAGUCAGAUCAACAGGUCACAAAAAGUUACAUGGGUGAAUCUUACUUCGCAACUUCUCAAUGAAUGGUUGUCUGAAUAACCGUAAUUACUCACUGGACUGAGACGACUUAGUUAAGUAGUCGAAUUCCUGGUGUUCUGAAGAAUCAUUUAACUUUUUCUCUUUUACCGCAUUCAAAAUUUAGCGACCUACGUACACACCACGCACUCACUGUAGCUAGUCUUGGAAGCAAGCUAGAUGUAUUACAAUAAUUAAUUUCCAAUCUCACAUCUCAAGGUUCGCGAUCUAGUUUGCAGAUGAGUAAGAACAGACACAUCAUAAGAAUAAACGAAUAUGACGACCAAACAUUUUGGUACCAUAGAAAGUAUGGCGACAUAGCUAUGAAGUGUGUUACGUCCUGCAAAUUUUUCGAGUUAUUUUUCUUGCUAAAACGUUUCAACCAGACAGUAAUAACGAUAGACGUUACUGGUCAUGCCCGUAGUCGCCUCUUACAUGUCCUUGAAAAGACUUCUGGUUACAAAUUCUAAGUAGACACUGGAACCGAAGUAAGUGUUAUUUCAGUUACCUUAGCCAAGAGACCUAUUGUUAAAUGUGAAAAAUACUCUUUGAGAGAGUUUAAUAAAACUGAAAUCAAGACAUUCGGAGAGAAACUCCUGACAUUAGACUUGGGAAUUAGACGUCUUGUAAGCUGGGUGUUUAUUAUCACUGAUGUCUGUCACUGUGUAUUAAGUGCAAACUCCCUAAGCUUCUACAACUUAUAAGUUGAUGUUAAAAAAAAUCAAAUUUAUCGAUUCUUGAACAAAACUUCAAGUUCUAAUAGUUCAGUUGGAUUUUCACAUACAUAGUAUUAAAACCGACACCCCAGUAAAGGAUAUAUAUUUUAUCCAAUUUCCCCAAGACACCGAAACCAGAUUACAGUGAAAGCACCAUCCAACAUUCGUAGCACAUCGAAUCAUGACAAUAAGCACGUCCAUCUCGAUCACAACCGGAUAAGCUUACUGUUUCAAAAGCCGAACUCGAGCACAUGAUGCGACUUGGAAUAAAACACUCAUCAAGUAGCCCCUGGGCAUCCCCACUCCACAUGGUAACUAAGUGGGAUCAGGAUUGGCGGCUCUGUGGCGAUUAACAGUCAUUGAAUAACUUACCGUUACCUGACAGUUACCCCAUUCCAUAUUUUGUGUGACAUUUUGCCUACGUUACACGGUAAACUAUUUUUUUCUAAAAUCAAUAGAGUGUAUCAUCAGAUUCCAGUAGCAUCCGAGGUUAUAGCAAAAACAGUCACCCUACUCCAGUUGGUUUGUUUGAAUUUCUGAGAACGCCAUUUGGAUUAGAGAACACCUCACAGACACUUCAAUGAUUUAUGGAUGAGGUCACUAAAGGCCUAGAUUUUGUUUUCGUGUAUAUUGACGAUACGUCAGUAGCUAGCAGUUCGUCCCACAAACAUACCGACCACGUACAUCAACUAACAAAAAGAUUUCGGAGAUUUAGUAUGAUUAUUAGUUCAACCAAAUGUAUUUUUGUAGUCGAGAGUCUUGAGUUUUUAGGUCACUUCACUGACAAACAUGGUAUCAAACCGUUAGACUCAAAAAUCGAAGCCAUCGAAAAUUCUUGAGAGCCAGAUUCAUCGAACAAAUUUGAUGUUUCUUGGAGAUGAUGAAUUUUUGCUGCCGGUUUUCUCCACACUACUCAGUCAUUCUAUAACAUUUAGGGAGGUGCUAAAAGACAAAGCCAAAAAGUUCACAUUAUCCUCCAAAGCAAAAGACGCUUUUUCUGCUGCUAAAACAGCAAUUGUUUCUACUACCAUGAUGAAUUACUGUGGUGUUUGAACAAACUAAUGAUUCCCAUAUACUUGUUGAAUGCUUGAUUUCGAAUUCUAAAUACAGUACAUUCGUUCGUGUUCAUCUAGUACUUCUUGAUCCGACUACGUUAUUUCUGGGAUUCCUAGUUCAUACGACAAUUUAAAUACUUCUAAUUAUCACAUUGGCGUAACGAUGGAGCCUGUGAUGGAAUUGUUGGAUAUACAUUCAGAUUUCGAUGCUUUUGAGGAUUAAUUUGAAAGGUUCGAAAUUCGGGCUAUGACCAACGAAGAUGAUGAUGUUAACAUUGUAGCACAUUCACUCACAUUCAUCGGAAAAGAAGCAUAUGGCUUAUUAAAAACUCUGCCUUAACCGGAAAAGCCCAUUUCGCUUCCUUACACAGCUCUCAAGGAACUACUACUAGACUAUGUUAAGUAUACAAAUUUCGAUUGCGGUAAAGGGAGAUUUCGUAAAAUGAUUCAUGAGGAUAUAAAAAAUUCCACUACAUUACGUCAUCGUAGUCCGGCGCGUACUGAAGGUUACGCAGAUAAUUCAUUGGGGAGUUGCGAUGCAGUUCACGAAAGUGGGCACAAGUUUGGUCAAUGCUUGUCCUGUGGUAUGUUCCACUCUUUUAAUCAAUGUAAAUUUCGUAAUUCUGAGUGCUUUAGAUAUGGUAAUAUUAGACAUAUUCAGCCCGUUUGUAAUACUACUGUUCAUCUUGCUGCAACGAAUAUUAAGUCUUGUAAUUAUGAUUCUAUUAAGUCCAGUGUUCCUAAUGAUAAUUUGUCUUUAUCAACGAUUUCAAAAGACAGUGUAGAGUUAAAUGAAACUCAGAAUUCUCGUGAGACAACAGUUUCUAAUCAAUCGACUGGUCAGAUUUCUCAUGUUAUCGUACCAGAUAUGGUUUUUCCUAACGAUUCACUUAUUUCUAACGAAAUUCCUUCCAAACCUGAGGAAAAUAUGUUGAGUGAACCUAAUCAUGAUCAAAACCCUGAUGUUUUCAGAAUUCUGAAUACAGUACAUUCGUUCGUGCUUAUCUAGUACUUCUUGAUCCGACUACGUUAUUUCUGGGAUUCUUAGUUUAUAAGAUAAUUCAAAUACUUCUAAUUAUCACACUUACCCAAAUCCUGAUUCGGAAGUAACACUAAUUCUGUGUAUGGACGUGUCCCAGGCCACACUAAGUGUGGUACUGCCAUAGUGAGUAGAUAAUGAAAUCAAACCAUUUGCUUUCUUUUCAAAGAAACUAGAACCAACUCAAACGUGAUACAGCACUUUUGGUAGAGAAUUAUUGGCUAUUUGCUUAGUGGUUUAACAUUUUAAACAUUUACUGCAAGGUGAUUUCGUAAUAUUGACUGACCAUAAACCUUUGACUUACACCUUGAGUGCCCAAAGCGAUAGUUAUUCUUCCAGAGAAAUUUGACAAUUAAAUUACAUUUCCCAAUCCUCCACCAACAUACAGUUUAUAAAAGGUGAGUCAACUGUUUUGACAGAUACUUUAUCACGUUUCAACGUCGAUGCCAUUUGCUCCAUUAAGGGAACUGUUUUAUUAGACAUUGGACGUUUGCAGGCUGAUGAGUCUGAUCUUGCUGCUUGUAAACAGAAUUCGAGUCUAGUGUUGAAAAGUGCUCCAAUAGCACACUCUAACUCUACCAUAAUUUUUGAUACUGUAACUGGAACACACAGACUGUUUGUGCUAAUAGUGUACAAGCAAAACGUCUGUGAAAGUCUUCACUCAUUAUCUCAUCCAGGAAUCCACGUUACUUAAGACUAAUUGCAGAAAGAUUUAUUUGGCCAAAAAUAUAAAGCAAUGAUCCAGAAAUUGUUUAUAAUGUCAAUGGAGAAACAUUUAUGUGCAUGCUGAUCUAGUUGGUUCUUUGGCCCCAUCGAACGGAUUUACUUACGUCUUUACUGUAGAGGACCGCUUUUCCAAAUGGCAAUUUGCAUGUGAGGUAGACCAAAAAGUAUAAUAACCAAAAAUUAGCGAUAAAGUUAUUACGUCCAAAAGUUAAUGCAACAAUAACAAUUCAUAAAUUAGUAACACAAAUUAAAAGUUCAGGGACGUUGCUUAAAUCAGCUAGUUGUUGCGUAUUCUGUUGAGUUUUGGUCCCAAAAAUCCACAAUUAUAAAUGAGUAAUAAUUCCAAUGAGGUAAAUAUGACUCCAGUAAGUUCCUUUGACGUAGAGUGUAAUAGAAAUGGCACAGCAGUCUAAAAUGUGGAUAAUAUUUGGUUUAGAAUGCGAUUAGCUCGAUAACGCGUGAGAAUAGAACAAGGAGCGUGUGUGUGUAAUAGUGUAUUUGCGAACAACCAAAAGUGUGUCACGCUACAUUAGUAUCACAACGGAAAAAGUCUUCAAG